AUGCUUACCUUAUUUCAAGUCUACAACAAGUGGCACGAGACCGAGCUCGAGCGCUGGCUCUCCGACCAUGAUAUUCCCUAUCCUACCCCCGCAGAUAGGAAAGACCUCGAAAACCUGGUCAGAGAGAACUGGCAGGCAAAAGCUGUCGACCCGGUCGCUGCAGCUGGAGACAAAGCCAACGAGAACUAUGGUAGUGUCAAAGACUGGAUUUUCGACAGCUGGACAGAGUCCUCCCUGAAAGCUUUCCUCGACCAUCAUAACAUUCCCCCCCCUCAGCCACGUACGCGAGACAGCCUCUUGACCACCGCUCGUCAGAAUUAUGAUGCCAUCGCAAAGAAACUGGGCGAAUAUGCGUCAUACCCUGGCGACUGGCUUUAUUCGAUGUGGUCGGAAUCUGAACUCAAAGAAUUCCUCGAUGAGCGUGGUCUUCCUGCCCCGCAGCCCACCACCCGCGACAAACUCAUUGCACACGUCCGACGAAACGCUCGUCUAGCAGCCCUCAACAUGUCUUCUGCGGCAUCCGCCGCAAGUGCGUCAUAUUCUCGUAGCAUCUCUGAGGUUAGCAAGUCGGCCGCCAGUGCACAGGCGAGCUUGAGUGACAUGCUCUUCGAUGCAUGGUCUGAAAGCCAAUUGAAAGAAUUCCUUGAUACCCAUGGAGUUCCCGUUCCGCAAGGUAGCAAGAAGAACGAACUGAUCGCCUUGGCUCGUAAACACCGUCAUCAGCUUGAGAGCAGCGCAUCAUCGCUUUCCGGGUCGGCUGCUUCGGCGUAUGGAGCUGCCACUUCAUCUGCCGGUAAUGAGUACGCCAAAGCCACCGACGAUGCUUCUCUCGUGGCCGAAGAUGCUUUCAACAGAGCUGUUGAAAUGUGGUCAGAAUCUCGUCUCAAAGCUUAUCUUGACUCCCGAGGUGUCCCAGUUCCUCAGGGCAGCAAGCGUGAUGAGCUGUUGAAACAGGUCCGAUUGAACAAACACAAGGCCGCUACCGCGUGGUCCGCAUGGACCUUCGACACCUGGACGGUCGAGAACCUUCAGAAAUACCUUGAGACGCACGGCAAGAAGACGAAGAAAAAUGCCCAAGCCAGCCGUGACGAACUUCUCAAACAAGCCCAAGAUACCUACGCCUCUGCUUCCAAGGCCGGUGGCUCCAACUAUGCCUCGGUGACCAGCUAUCUUGCUAAACAAACCGAUGCUGCAAAGGACACAGUAUUCGACACUUGGUCGGACCGCGAAUUGAAGUCUUAUCUCGAUAGCUAUGGCAUCUCCAACUAUCAAGGCUCCACCACCGACCAGCUCCGAGCCGAGGCCCGGAAGCAAGCCACUUAUUUCCGAUACGGAACUUCGUCUCCCCCAGGAACCAUCCUCGAACAAAUUAAGAAUGGUUGGCAGUGGAUUCUAGGACAAGUUCAAGGGCCAGCGGCUUCUGCUUCUGCAAGCUCCGCGGCCAGUGCUGCUUCCAGGAGUGCAGCUGAUGCCAAAGCCGAGCUGUGA
Molecule: messenger RNA, 1488 nt
Organism: Rhinocladiella mackenziei CBS 650.93
Lineage: Eukaryota; Fungi; Ascomycota; Eurotiomycetes; Chaetothyriales; Herpotrichiellaceae
Exons: 2
Coding region: 1-1488 (495 amino acids)
Source: RefSeq, a predicted model, not a curated record